Messenger RNA from Phacochoerus africanus (Common warthog), 2055 nucleotides. It is a transcript of the gene SLC15A3, whose product is annotated as solute carrier family 15 member 3. The transcript has 8 exons. Lineage: Eukaryota; Metazoa; Chordata; Mammalia; Artiodactyla; Suidae. The coding region runs from base 252 to 1973 and encodes 573 amino acids. Gene Ontology annotation, molecular function: transmembrane transporter activity. Gene Ontology annotation, cellular component: lysosomal membrane. Gene Ontology annotation, biological process: transmembrane transport. The record is from RefSeq and is a predicted model, not a curated record.
GGGUUUAGGAGGAAGAGUUAGGAGUGGGAGGAGAGGAGAGAAGAAAGGCGAGAUUUAGGGAGCGGGAGGUAGAAUCUGGGUAGCAACCCAGGCCCGAGGGGGUGAGGAAGACAGGGAGAGGGCACCGGGGAGCAGAGGGAGAAAGGGAGAAGAAGGGGGACCAAACGGUGUGAGAAAGGAGGGCGGCCAGUUUAGGGGGAAGGGCGGAAGUCUUGGGAGUGAGGAUCCCAGAAGUGCAGCGGGGGCCCAGGAUGCCCCGGCUGGGCGCCCCAGGGGAGCCCCGCGAGUCCGGGGAGCGCCGGCCGCUGCUGGCGCGCAGGCCGCGGGGACCCCGACGGGGGUGGCAGGCGGCGGCAGCAGCCGUGUUGCUGGUGGAGAUGCUGGAGCGCGCCGCCUUCUUCGGCGUCGCGGGCAACCUCGUGCUCUAUCUGAACAGCGAGUUCUACUGGGCAGGCGAGCAGGCAUCCCGGGCCGCGCUCGUCUUCCUGGGCGCCUCCUACGUGCUUGCGCCCGUCGGCGGCUGGCUGGCCGACGUGUACCUGGGCCGCCACCGCGCCAUCACACUCAGCCUGUUCCUCUAUCUGACCGCCACCGGCCUGCUGGCCGCCACCACCUUCCCCGACGGCCGCAGCUCCUUCUGCGGAGAGAUGCCCGCCUUGCCGCUGGGGCCCUCCUGCCCCUCGCCCGGCUGCCAGCACACCUCGCCCACCCCCUACUGCGCGCCCACCCUCUACGCGGUGCUGCUGCUGCUCGCCCUGGCCGCCAGCUCCGUCAGGAGCAACCUCACUUCUUUCGGUGCAGACCAGGUGAUGGAUCUUGGUCGCCAUGCCAGCCGCCGCUUCUUCAACUGGUUUUACUGGAGCAUCAAUGUGGGUGCUGUGCUGUCGCUGCUGGUCGUGGCCUUUAUCCAACAGAACAUCAACUUCCGGUGGGGCGACAGCAUCAUCGUGGGCUGUGCGGGGCUGGCCUUCUUCAUCUUCCUCUUUGCCACUCCCAGCUUCAUCACCAAGCCCCCCACAGGCAGCCAAGUGUCCUCCAUGCUCAAGCUUGCUCUCCAAAACUGCUGUCCCCGGCUGUGGCACAGACGCUCUGCCAGAGACCCUCCAGAUGCCCAGCUGCUGCCUGACCAGAGGUCUCACCAGCCUGGCCCUUCCCCCCAAGAGGACGUGGCCAACUUCCAGGUGCUGGUGAAGAUCUUGCCCGUCAUGGCGACCUUGGUGCCCUACUGGAUGGUAUACUUUCAGAUGCAGUCCACGUACGUCCUGCAAGGUCUUCACCUCCAGAUCCCCAACAUCUUCCCAGACUGCCCUGGCAACAGCUCUGUGGCUCUGAAUGCUCAAUGUGGCAGCUACAAGAUCCCAGAAGCCUGGCUCCUUCUGGCCAACGUCGUGGUUUUGCUGAUUCUAGUGCCUGUGAAGGACCACCUGCUGGACCCUUUACUGCUACGGUGCAAGCUGCUUCCCUCGACUCUGCAGAAGAUGGCACUGGGGAUGUUCUUUGGUUUCAUGUCUGUCAUUGUAGCAGGAGUCCUGGAGAUGGAGCGUUUAGAGUACAUUGGUCACAACCAGACGGUGUCCCAGAAGAUCGGACAGAACAAGUACUAUGCAGCACCGCUGUCCAUCUGGUGGCAGACCCCUCAGUACCUGCUCAUCGGGAUCAGUGAGAUUUUUGCCAGCAUCCCAGGCCUGGAGUUUGCAUACUCAGAGGCCCCGCGCUCCAUGCAGGGCGCCAUGAUGGGCAUCUUCUUCUGCCUAUCCGGGGUGGGCUCACUUUUGGGCUCCGGCCUGGUGGCACUAUUGUCACUGCCAGGAGGCUGGCUGCACUGCCCUGAGGAUUUCGGGAACAUCAACAAAUGCCGGCUAGACCUCUACUUCUUCCUGCUGGCUGGCAUUCAGGCUGCCGCGGCCAUCCUGUUCAUCGGCAUCGCUGGGCGCUAUGAGAAGGUGACCCAGGGCCCAGCCUCCCAAAGCUGACCCAGGAGGGACAGUGGCUAAACAGCCCCACCUCCACCCCCUUGCCUCUCCCCACCCCCCAACGCAGACAGCGGCAAUCACA